UCCCCCCACUAGCGAGUGGCGACGACGACGACGGCAGGUCCCGCGCAGGCGAGGGUCGCGCGCCGGGCCCGCUCUGCAGUCCCCGGGACGCGCGCGGCUUCGGGCAGUGAAAUUGCUUAACCACAAGAUUAUCUCCAAGACCCAUUCCAUCUAAGAUUCCAGAAAUUCCUCUGCCUCCUGGGUUUGGAAGUGGCUGCUCUAUGCAUUCCUAGAGCUGAGAACCUUCACCACAGAGUAUGCUUUCAGAUCACAUCGAUGAAGCCCUAGAAUCCUGCUAGACCCGGUUGUGGAGGAGUCGCUGCAGCAGGGGCGCGCUCUGGCGAGUGGCUUCCCGGGCUCCAUGCAGGCAUGGAUCUGGAUAAGCCAUCUGUCUGGGGUUCAUUCAAACAGCGGACCAGGCCGUUGUUAAUCAACUUGAGCAAGAAGAAGGGGAAAAAGAACGCACAUAAGCCCCUGAACUUAAGGGAAGGGAACCACUUGGACCGCCGCCUCAGCCUCUCCGUGCCUGACCUCCUGGAGGCCGAGGCCUUGGCCCCGGAGGGUCGCCCCUAUUCUGGGCCGCAGUCGUCCUACACCUCGGUGCCCAGCAGCCUGUCCACUGCAGGGAUCGUUCCCAAGAGUAGCAGCAGCUCCUUGAAACAGUCUGAAGAAGAAUUGGAUUGGAGCCAGGAAGAAGCCAGCCACCUCCAUGUGGUGGAAACGGACUCAGAGGAGAUCUACGCCUCUCCCCCCGAGGAGAGGCGGGUGUCCAGCCACGGCAUCUUUGAUCUGCAGAAAACUCCCCUUGGGGGCGAGGCCCUGGAAGAGCCAGAGAAGCUAUGUGGCAGCGGUGAUCUGAAUGCUUCUAUGACAUCUCAACAUUUUGAAGAACAAUCAUCUCUUGGGGAAGCAGGUGAUGGCUUGAGUCACCUGCCCAGCUCUUUCGCCUACCUCCUCACCAUACACCUGAAGGAAGGCCGGAACCUGGUGGUGCGAGAUCGCUGCGGUACAAGUGAUCCCUAUGUGAAAUUUAAGCUGAAUGGGAAGACGCUAUACAAAAGUAAAGUCAUAUAUAAGAACUUGAACCCGGUGUGGGAUGAGAUAGUUGUGUUGCCAAUACAGAGCCUCGAUCAGAAGCUACAUGUGAAGGUAUAUGAUCGAGAUUUAACCACAUCUGAUUUCAUGGGUUCUGCCUUUCUCAUUCUCAGUGAUCUUGAGCUUAACAGAACGACUGAACAUAUUUUAAAAUUAGAAGAUCCAAACAGUUUAGAAGAUGACAUGGGAGUGAUUGUCUUAAAUUUGAACCUAGUAGUAAAACAGGGUGAUUUCAAGAGACAUCGUUGGUCAAAUCGGAAGCGGUUAAGUGCCAGCAAGUCCUCUUUGAUACGCAACCUACGGCUCUCAGAGUCCUUGAAAAAGAACCAACUCUGGAAUGGGAUUAUAAGUAUAACUUUGUUGGAAGGGAAGAAUGUCUCAGGAGGAAACAUGACAGAGAUAUUUGUCCAGUUAAAACUGGGGGAUCAAAGAUAUAAAAGUAAGACACUGUGUAAGAGUGCAAAUCCGCAGUGGCAGGAACAGUUUGACUUUCACUACUUCUCUGACAGGAUGGGCAUUUUGGACAUUGAAGUGUGGGGAAAGGACAGCAAAAAACGCGAGGAGCGACUGGGCACGUGUAAAGUGGAUAUCUCGGCACUCCCUCUGAAGCAAGCCAACUGCUUAGAGCUGCCGCUGGAGAGCUGUCCGGGGGCUCUCCUUAUGUUGGUCACACUUACGCCCUGUGCGGGAGUCUCCGUCUCUGAUCUGUGUGUGUGCCCCUUAGCAGACCCCAGCGAAAGAAAGCAGAUUUCCCAGCGAUAUUGCUUACAGAACUCCCUGAAAGAUAUGAAGGACGUCGGCAUUUUACAAGUGAAGGUUUUAAAGGCAGUUGAUCUCGUAGCGGCAGAUUUCUCAGGAAAGAGCGAUCCUUUUUGCUUGUUGGAGUUGGGCAACGACCGACUUCAGACACAUACCAUUUACAAGAACCUCAACCCUGAGUGGAACAAAGUUUUCACAUUUCCCAUUAAAGAUAUCCAUGAUGUUUUGGAAGUGACAGUGUUUGAUGAAGAUGGAGAUAAACCCCCUGAUUUUCUUGGAAAAGUUGCCAUUCCCUUGCUAUCCAUUAGAGAUGGGCAACCAAAUGGUUACGUAUUGAAGAAUAAAGAUUUAGAACAAGCUUUUAAAGGAGUUAUUUACUUAGAGAUGGACCUCAUAUAUAAUCCGGUCAAAGCAAGUAUUAGGACCUUUACUCCCAGAGAAAAGCGCUUUGUUGAAGACAGCCGCAAGCUGUCCAAAAAGAUCUUAUCAAGAGAUGUAGACCGAGUGAAAAGAAUCACUAUGGCAAUAUGGAAUACAAUACAGUUCCUUAAAAGCUGCUUCCAGUGGGAAUCCACAUUAAGAAGUACAAUAGCAUUCGUGGUGUUCUUGGUCACCGUCUGGAAUUUUGAACUAUACAUGAUCCCUCUGGCAUUAUUGCUGAUCUUUGUCUACAAUUUCAUCAGACCCACAAAAGGCAAAGUCAGCAUCGCCCAGGACAACCAGGAGAGCACAGACAUAGAUGACGAGGAGGAUGAGGAUGACAAGGAAUCCGAGAAAAAGGGGUUAAUUGAGAGAAUCUAUAUGGUGCAGGAUAUUGUUUCAACUGUUCAAAACAUCUUGGAGGAAAUAGCUUCUUUUGGAGAAAGAAUUAAAAACACAUUCAAUUGGACCGUCCCCUUCCUUUCAUCGCUGGCCUGUUUGAUUCUGGCAGCAGCCACUGUCACUCUGUAUUUCAUUCCGCUGCGGUACAUCAUUUUAAUCUGGGGAAUAAAUAAAUUUACUAAGAAGCUUCGAAAUCCCUAUUCCAUCGACAAUAAUGAGCUACUAGACUUCCUCUCCAGGGUACCGUCUGAUGUUCAAAAGGUGCAGUACGCGGAACUGAAGCUCUGCAGCAGCCACAGCCCCCUGCGGAAGAAGCGCAGCGCUCCCUAAGGCACACACCGGCUUUGGACACCACCACUCGAUAUUGUGUGGGGUUGAUUAGACCAGCGUUGCGGCUGUCUCGGUGGUACCUGCAGCGUCCUUCUGAAAUGUGUGCGGCGUGGCGCCCUCUUUCUUCUCCCCCCUUCACACACACAGAUGCACGCGGGCAUGUGCGCACAUCCCCACACGUGGUGUGUCCUACUUGCAUAGAGGGUCAGCCCAGCAAAAGGGAACAAUCCCGAGACUGUGAAAGACUAACAUCCAUUCUGACAUAGGAGGUAAAGCAAGGCUGCCAUGGGUCUGAACGCCCUCCUUGAGAACAGCCAGGAGACCACUUGGAUUCGAGAGCGACUUUGAACUUGUUUUCACACCUCCAACAGAUUCUCAUUAAGAUUCAGUCAGUUCCACUCCCCCCCCCCACUCCUUUCAGAUUAUUAUUCAUGUAAGUUUCUUCAGAGUUAACAAGUCUUUGAUGGCCAUCAUCUGUCUAAAUAAUGUAUAUUAUAAAAAGAUUUUUUAAUAAUUACCAGAAUUAUCUCAGAUCUUUAGGAGUGUUUCAGCUGUGAUUAUUAAGGAUGUGUCUGUACAUUUUUGAUCAAGCCCUCAAGUGCUGGAUACCAGCUUGUGUCAUGGUCCAUUGCUGGCAAUGGAUGCCCCAGGGAGGUCCCCAGGGAUCACUCACUCGAAGAGUGAGUGUUUCAUGAAAGUAUUUGGUUGCCUUAAAAUACUUUCUUCUGAUUUUACUUUUUGCUUAUUUCCAAAAUAUAAUGUCAACAUGUAGUUCCAGAAAGGUAAAGAAGAGGAUGAAUGAAUGAAUUCUGUAAGGAUUUAGAAAGCUAAAGACCAAGGGACUAAUAUGUGAGGCUGCUUACCCAAUUAUCAUAAUCAUUUCAUUUGCCUGAAUGUUUUGAGCAGAAAGUAAAAAUACUUCUGCUGUCCAAAUUUAUCUUUUGUUCCUCUUAGGAGCAAAAUAAGUGACAUACAAACAAAAUUUAUUCCAGAACCCCAUUCCUAGAAAAGUACCACCCCAAAGUCCUCCUUUGAUGGCACCUGUCUCCUGCAGACCCCACCAUUCCAAAGCAUUCCCCUGCCAAGUAAAAAUCUUGAUUUUGUACAGAUACAAAAUAUGUACAAAUAUCUCUCUGUUCCAAUGAUAUUUAAGUUUUAAAGACUGUAUUUUGUUGACAUAUACUUUGUGCAGUUUUUAUGUAUAUAUAUAUAUGUGUGUGUAUUGUAAAGGAAAGCUAAGGUAAAAAGAUCUGAUUUAAUAGUGAGUUUGCUAUUUUUUUUUUGUCUCUGGGUUGUAAUUUAAUAAUCUUCAAACAAAAUGUUUAUGAAAAAUGCCAAAGAUUCUAAACCUUAUCAUCCCGUGUCUGUUUUUCUUCAUGUUGUAUCUCACUGGGUUGCUUUCUGGCUGAGCCAGAUUUCUGCAUGAUUUGAUUUACUUCAAGUUAAUGAAGCUGACUGGAAAAGAGCCUUGCAGAAAUUAUAAAAGCUCCAGUAAAUCUCUUAGUUGUACAUACAAUAGAUACCCAAGAACCUCUUUUGUGAAACCAGUUACUCAAUCUUCUGUGUAAACAAUGCCUCAUUGUCUUGCUCCUAACUAUCAUCUAGUUUAUCAUAGUCUGUCAUUUUGUAACGACCUAAGUCAGACAUUUUUAAACAGACAUGUGAGAUCUGAUCAGUCAUUUGAAUGAAAACUUUCAGCAGCAAAAUAACCCCUUAUUUAUUUAAAAGUGGAACCAAUACUUUAUUGUUGUUCUUUUGCUAUAGAAUUUCAAAAUGAAAUAAUUUGCCUGACAAGGAGGCAUCAUUAGACAGACUUAUUUCCUCUGUAUCCCGACUGAAAUUUUCAGCAUUAAAUUUAGGACCCAAACACCAGUGUAAGAACAGGACCGAAUCAACCUUUAAUAAAUUGCAUAUGGAAAACAAUUGUUCAUUGAUUAAGUAGACAUCAGAUGUUAAAAAUGAAUGUUAGUUGUAAGUGACAUGUUAAGAUUUAUACAAGUAAUCAGAAAAUUUUAGGAAAGAUUCCAGAAUGCUUUGGAUAAAAUUUAUGGAUUAUGGACUCACAGUAUGAUAAUUAAAGAUAAUUAAGUAGGAAUGUUAAAGUCUUGCCAAGUUUUCCUGGCUCUCUUCUCCAACCUCAUAUGCCCAAUUCUAGCCCUGCCUGGAAAUCUUACAGGCAUCUACACCUCAGCAGAUGAGAAACUAAACAUCAUUUCUCUCUCCCUGUCUUCAGAACCCUGACCGCCAUAAACUCCUUCUAACUUCCUUAUUUCACUUAUUGACAUUGUCAUCUUCUGGCCUGGUAACCUCUCAGACAUCCUCUUUUUUGUUCCUCAUGCUUUUGUCCUUAUCUCCCAACCAUAAAAUCUAGUGCAUCCAGUGUUGACGUGUUAUCCACUUCGGUUCGGGUUGCCACCACCCACAUUGAGGCCUUCAUAACCUCUCAAAAGUCAUGGCCAUGGUGCCAGUUGCAGUAUGUGAAGUUAAUCCUCAUUCAGACUAUUCUUUUCACUUGGAAUAAACUCUCCCCAAUUUCUGCAUGAAUGGAUUCUACUCUCCUUCAGAACUCUCAAGUCUCCUGCCCCAAAGAGGCUUCCUUAGUCCUUUGGCUGGAUUUGGUUCCACCUUCCUUUUUUGCACCAUCACGUCUUAUGUAUCAUUCUGGCAUCUGCCAUAGGUCAUGAGAGGCCGUAGUCACUGUCCUCCCCAGGGAGCCCCUCCUAGCUGGCACCUAAUAGAUACUCAGGACGUCCAUGUUUAACCUACCAGGUCAUAGAUGAUUUUUGUCUCUCUGCCCUUUCAUAUACUGCCGUCAGAGCAGAGGCCUGAGCUGGAUAGAUGUGUGGUCUGUCCUGGAGAAUAAUUUCUUGCAUUAAGAGCUUAUUUUGUGUGAUAUUAUUUGUAAUCCCUGGCUAUGUAAAUUAAACAAUGUCUUAUAUUUGGAGAAGUUCAUAUCUGUAUGUCAAAGGAAAAUAUAAAGUUUUUUUUGGUGGGGUGAUAAAAAAAUCUUUUGAUUC
This is a messenger RNA of Lemur catta (Ring-tailed lemur), 6002 nucleotides long. RefSeq names its product multiple C2 and transmembrane domain containing 2 (gene MCTP2). Gene Ontology annotation, molecular function: calcium ion binding. The record is from RefSeq and is a predicted model, not a curated record. The coding region runs from base 349 to 2985 and encodes 878 amino acids. The transcript has 24 exons. Gene Ontology annotation, biological process: regulation of neurotransmitter secretion. NCBI's taxonomy places the organism in Eukaryota, Metazoa, Chordata, Mammalia, Primates, Lemuridae. Gene Ontology annotation, cellular component: synaptic vesicle membrane.